AUGAAUCCCUCCAAUUCAAACUUGGAGAAACUCAUCACCCAGGUAGAAGCCCUCUCUUGGAAUGACCUAAAUCUGGAACCGGAACCAGAGGUGGCGAAGAACUUCUCUGAACUGGCACUAGUUGGCAAGCUUGUCUCCAUGAAAGCCCUUAACAGACAAACGUUCCAUGCAACCAUUAGAGCUAGCUGGAGCUUCGUGCCACACCUUUCCAUUGAAGAUGUAGGGGAAAACACAUUUCUUUUCACCUUUGCCUCUCAUCAGGAAAAACACCGAGUGCUGGACAAUAGGCCCUGGAAUUUCAAGGGCUUUCACAUGGUUCUAAGGCAGUGGCCCCCAGGAUUAAGCAUCCAUGAUAUUCCCCUUCAUAUGUCCAUUUUCUGGAUACAGGUCCACGGGUUACCAUUAGAAAUGUUGACUAAACCAAAUGCGGCAAAAAUUGGUCAAGUCCUUGGUAAUCUUCUAGAAGUAGACUUUGCAUCCAUCUUUGGUGUCACGAUCAGACGUUACCUCCGAAUAAAGGUGGAAAUCAACAUCAACAACCCAUUAUCAGAAGGAUUUGAACUUCUCUGUCCCAAUGGAAUCUCUCACAGGAUCUAUUUUAAAUACGAGCGUCUCUCGGAGUUCUGCUACACUUGUGGAAAGCUCGGUCAUAUUCAGCAAGCUUGCCCCACUUACGUCAAGCACAACACUGGUUCAUUGUAUGGGCCAUGGAUGCGUGCCCCCUCAGCAAAUAAUCGUCGAGGGAAUCCUUUUGAUCUUCCUCGAAAUGCAUAUGAGCUGCCGCCGCAUGCAAGCAUAACAUGUGAGCAAAUGAUGCGAGUUACCAACCCCACCUCCAUGCAUGAAAAGAGAGUCUGUGAUGAACCCCUGCCCAUUACUAGAACACUCAAGGACAUUGCUUACUAG
Molecule: messenger RNA, 906 nt
Organism: Juglans regia (Persian walnut)
Lineage: Eukaryota; Viridiplantae; Streptophyta; Magnoliopsida; Fagales; Juglandaceae
Exons: 1
Coding region: 1-906 (301 amino acids)
Molecular function (GO): zinc ion binding; nucleic acid binding
Source: RefSeq, a predicted model, not a curated record